ACAAAGAAGAAGAAAAACACCAUCAUUUAGCAUUUAGCCCCUCGCUAGCCGUUAGCCGGAGGGUUAUAGUGAGUUUUCGGUGUGAAGGUGAAGAUGCCGGUGGCGGUGAUGUUGGGAGAACAUUAUGAGAAGCUCCUGGAGCAGUGUGAGACACAGGAGCUGGAGGCUCCGGGUGGCAUCGCAACUCCACAAGUGUAUUCUCAGUUACUGGCGCUCUACCUGCUGCACAACGACAUGAACAAUGCAAGGUAUCUUUGGAAGCGGAUUCCACAAGCAAUCAAAACGGCAAACCCGGAGCUGGCAGCCAUUUGGGCGGUAGGUCAGUGUAUCUGGCAGAGAGACUUCCCAGGCGUCUACAGUGCGAUCGCUGCCCAUCAGUGGUCUGAACCAAUUCUUCCGGUCAUGGAGUCUCUAAGAGAGUCCACCCGCAGGAGGGCAUAUGGCCUUGUAGCCCAAGCGUACACCUCAAUCAGUGCAGAGGACUUUGCCUCCUUCGUUGGAUAUUCUGUAGAAGAAGCUGUAAAGGGUGUUAUCAGUCACGGCUGGCAGGCGGAUCCCAACGCCCGGAUGAUAUUACCACAAAAACCAGAUCCACCCCCUGUCUCUUUGGUUCCAAACGAGCAGCAGCUGGCCAGACUCACUGACUACGUGGCUUUCCUUGAGAACUGAUCCCCCCCCCCUACCCAUAACCCCCCGCCCCACUUUAAUACUCCCACCCCUUUUCCAUCUUCUCUGCUAAACUGUGUGAUUUCAAAGGUCUUAAGUAUGUUCUUCCUGUUUUGGACUGAUAGUGACAUGCAGGAAUCUCCCCGAUGCUAAUCCUACGCUAUGCAUGUGUUUCUUGAAGUUGGAUUUGAUUUUGCAGUUGUUUAACUUUUUCUUUGCCAGCAGAUGCAUGGAAUUAUUUAGCAUAAAGAAUCAAUUUAAGGAUUCCUUAAAAUUUAAACAUUUCCUUUCUUCUCCACAUGUCAUGAAAGAAUCUCUAGACAGUUUCUCCAAUGCUUUGAUGUUUGAGGGAGCCUCUGCUGUGCAUAUUUCACUUAAUGCAUAAAGUUCAUAAUGUGAGUGCACAUUUGAGGAAACGAACCAUGCACGUGUCACGAAUGUGUUCAGUGCUGCAUAGGAUCUAAUAUUUAAUGUAAUUGGCCAGCGCUCCCAGAGCACUCAAAUACCUUAUCAAAACCUUUACUUCCAGUUCUCCUUUACCUGUUCCGUGUAUGUGAUUGUCCUGUUUUUUGUUUUACUCAGUUGACUGUGUUUAAUAAGCACAUAAAAUGAAAAUAAAAUUAACCAACCAAUUUGUCGUUGUAUACUAA
Messenger RNA from Clarias gariepinus (North African catfish), 1316 nucleotides. RefSeq names its product COP9 signalosome subunit 8 (gene cops8). Gene Ontology annotation, cellular component: COP9 signalosome. The record is from RefSeq and is a predicted model, not a curated record. The transcript is spliced from 7 exons. Bases 94 to 669 code for a protein of 191 amino acids. Gene Ontology annotation, biological process: COP9 signalosome assembly; protein deneddylation. Lineage: Eukaryota; Metazoa; Chordata; Actinopteri; Siluriformes; Clariidae.